Molecule: messenger RNA, 1332 nt
Organism: Naegleria lovaniensis
Lineage: Eukaryota; Heterolobosea; Eutetramitea; Acrasida; Naegleriidae
Exons: 1
Coding region: 1-1332 (443 amino acids)
Molecular function (GO): protein binding
Source: RefSeq, a predicted model, not a curated record
AUGUCAAAACGCAAUUCUCUCAUUUCUUCAUAUCCGUCCUCAUCUCUGAGACAGUUUCCGAAUCAAAGCCUCAUCCUUUUUACCCUCCCCGAAGAAUUAUGGCUCAUGAUUAUUUCCUUUGUAGAUUAUCAUUCUCUUUGUGCAUUGGAAAAGACAUGCAACUUUUUUCGAAAGGAACUUUUAAAUCGGGAUGGAUUUAUGAAAUUAUUAAUUAAUAAUUUAGUGUUGAGCAUGAUGCACAGCAGUAAUCAAAAUAGCGAAAAAAUUCAACACAUGUUUGAUGAUGAUGAUGAUGAAUUGUACGAACAAGAAGAGGAUUAUGUUUUUCAAAAUAAUUUUGUUUUUGAUAGCCAUUGUCAUGAAGAAACAGCUGAUUUAGUCAUUCGAGAAAUUAAGCAUGGACAUCGACAACGAUCGACUCAAAUUCUUCGAGAAUAUUUCUUUGAAAAAAUUAUGAAAGAAGAUUACCGAGAAAUUGAGAGAGAAUAUGUUAUGAAUUAUUUGGUUCUUGAAGAAUUUAAAUUUCAAUCGUUACGUGAUGUGUAUAUUGCGUGUCACUUGUUUAAUGUCAAUCCAUUUGUUUCAUGGAGAAAGAUUUUACCAACAGCUAAAAAUAAUGAACAAUAUAAUGCCAUUCUCAUGGAAAAUGCCGAAGAAUUGUGUGGAUUAAGAAUUCAUUGGAAAGGAAUUGUCAUUCAAAAUUCAAAUGGAAUGCUCACGUGCUACUUGUAUGACGAUGAAGAAGAUUUGACAGAUUUAUUCAAUAUUGAACUCUCUGCAUUACCCAUUGUGAUCCUAAAGCACGUAAAAAAUCUCUCUGAUUUUAAAUAUUUGGACACUGUGGAAUUCAUUGCUGAAAUUGAGUCCAUGCCAGAUCAUGUUACAAGUAAUAGAAAUUUUCUUGGAUUUAUUCAAGGAGCUCACUCUGUUCUCGAUCAAUUCAGCUCCUCAAUUUCUCAAUAUAUACCUCACUAUAAUGCCCUUGAUAGGCUUUUGAAAUCAAAUUUAUAUGUCACUUUACGAGUGCAAGGAGAUGGAACAUUGAUUCGACAAGUUACCAAUAAUAACUUGGAAAAUAUUAAUCUCACCGUGACUCGAUAUACGAAACAAGCAAAUGCUCAAGAAAAUCAUGGACAAGUCAUACGUUGGAACGCACAAAUUAUUUGGAAAUUUAUAUUUGGCAGUCAUCGAUACCUACUUGUGAGAUGUUUCGAUUCUCAAAGUUCUCUCCUUUGUUGGGUCAAGUGUGAAAAGCAAAUCUCCUCCUCUUCUCUACCUUCUCCUGGAGAUUGUGUUUCUAUUAAGGCAUCCAUUAUUGGAAUCGAUUUUUGA